AUGCCACUGGAAAACAAUAGCAACGGUGGUAGAAUAGAGACGAAUGUCGUAUGUGUGGCUAGAAGUGGUGAAGAUAUUGAAAAGGGGUUUGAAUUAUUGGAUGAGAGGAAAGUACAACUUCUUUAUGCACGUUUUCCCAUUGGAAAGGGGACAUUCAAGCGCAACAAGUUUAUCUCAGUGAUGUUCAUCGGACCCGAGUGUGGGAAUGUGAAGCGUGGGCGGUGCCUCACAUAUAUGAAUAGCUUUCGCGAUAAAUUAAAGGGAUCAGCGGGUAUAACAGUGACGGAGAAAUCUUCUCUUUCACUUCAUCAUCUUGUCGAGCGCAUGCGGACAGUAUUCGUCUCUGAUUUGGGGAACUUUUCCAUAGCACAGAUCAUAAAGGAGUUCCAGCAACGGAUUCAGGAACAGGAAGGAAGCUUUUAUUUUAGUUUCCCACCACAUCUCGGUUCUGUGGAACUUUCGUCAGUUAGUCGAGGUAGUAGAGGAAGCGUUGAUAUGGAGUAUGGUGAUGGUGAUGAUGGAAUGACGAGUACGGAUUCAUUAAUGAUGGAGCACUCCGUACCUUUUUCCACUUGCGUAGUAUCGGGGACUGUGGAGAGGGUACUUAACGCAGUGCGAAACCGACUUGGUUCACUGAAUUGGGUGACAUUCGCAGCCAACCCUGUUGAGUUGUGCUUAAGGAAUGCGGGAAAUGGUGGUGUGUAUGAACUUGUGCGCAACCUACCGCAUACCUUAUGGUUAUUCGGCCUAUUUCGCAUUACAUUGUGUGUUAAAGGCCACCGGAUGACACGUGUAGUAUCCUUUCAGUGGAUUGGUGAUCAGCUGGGGGCGGUUCCGCGUGACUCGUAUAGUAAGGUGAGCCCAAUCAUCGAAAGCAUUCUGUCUCCAUUCCAACAUGAAGUGUAUCUUGUUGGUGCACAGGAUCUAAAUCCCAACGACAUUAUUGAGCGGUGCUAUCGCGCCUUUGAAUAUCAAAUGCAAGAGGAAACUUUAGAACCUGUGGAUUUCUCUAACUAUGGUGGCUUUAUAAACUGCAGUGCAUUGCAGGAGGCGAAGAAGGAACUACGGCACGUAGGAAACGAUGCAACGACACCUGAAAAACAUCUAAAGGCAAAACUGGGUGUGAUGUACCGUACUAUUCUGGAAGAGGAAAGGGACCAAAUGGAUCAGCCGCUUGUCUUCACUCGUGUUGGAAAAGUACGUGAAGGGAAACUGAGGAUUCGAGAGAUCACUGGAAACUCAGCCACUACGCUCAAACAUGAGGAGGGUGCCUACGAUGCCGAGGAAACAUUGAAACUCAUUAAUAGGAAUGAAGGAGGUUUGAUAUGGGGAAUAUUUGAGGUGCGGUAA
Trypanosoma brucei brucei TREU927 is the source of this 1350-nucleotide messenger RNA. RefSeq lists its product as hypothetical. Lineage: Eukaryota; Euglenozoa; Kinetoplastea; Trypanosomatida; Trypanosomatidae. The record is from RefSeq and is a predicted model, not a curated record. Gene Ontology annotation, molecular function: actin binding. The coding region runs from base 1 to 1350 and encodes 449 amino acids. The transcript has a single exon.